Striga asiatica is the source of this 2233-nucleotide messenger RNA. NCBI's taxonomy places the organism in Eukaryota, Viridiplantae, Streptophyta, Magnoliopsida, Lamiales, Orobanchaceae. The record is from the annotation of a GenBank genome assembly.
AUGUUUGGAGCUGAGAAUAAUCCAAGGUUGAUAUCGUGCAGAUACACAGUUAUGGGGAUAGAUUUACUGCAAAAUCCUGCUGUAGAUUGUCCAAUGAGCAAGUCAAAAAGGAAAAGGAAAAGGAGACAGAGAAAGAAAAUGAUGGAGAGAAAUGCACCAGUAACAGCGAACAAUAUUGAUGAAAGUUCGAAAGUACGGGAUGAAAAAAGAGAAUGUACAUCAGGCAACUGUGAUUCUGGUAAGAAUCCUGCAGAUACAGAUUCUCCUAUGCAAACCCCGGCAGAAUGCCCUACAAUGGCUGCAGGGUCAACAGAAAACCUUUCUGAGGUUGGUGCAAAUCUAGAAAAGAGAACCAAACGUCUCAAGAAAAAGAAGGCAAAGCGAAAGCAUGAGGCUCGAGCCCGAAGUAUCAGCCAGUUCAAGAUGGAUACAGAUAUAGAGCCAACAAAAAAGAUUGCUGAAGGGAAGAUGAAUGAGAAACAAAAAAAUAGACCUAAAAAUGCCAAGAAGGAAGAAAGUCAAGAUGAGGCUAACCAAGCAGAUGAAAUGUCGAAUUUGCACUUAUCUGAAGGAGGCCAUGGAAGAGUUAUUGAUGGGAAGCCAAUUAAAAAUAAAUUCACGGCUCAAAAUUCCAAAGAUGUGGUCGAGGUUUCAUGCGUUGGAGUUUCUUCUGGGUCACUUGAAGAGACUCCUGUAGAUAUUUUGAGUCCCAUGGAGGUAGAAGAGAAAUCCUUUCCUUGUGGAGCUCAACAUAGUUCCAACUCUAAUCGCAUGAAUGUUGAGACACUGAAGUUUGAGAAUAAGAUAAAUGAAGAAAGUAAUGAAAUUGUUGUUACUGAGGAAAAAUGUCUAGCUGGAGGUGGGAGUGUGUUAUCGACUUGCGAUGUUGAGUCCACAACACAUGUUUCUUUCCCUGAUGUGAUGGAUUUUAGACAAUGUCCACAAAUAGCACAGGUUUAUUCUGGUAAGAGAAAGCUUCUUGUCCUUGAUGUCAAUGGACUUCUUGCGGAGAUAUUGUUUCCAGCCCCGAAAAACUGUCGGGGAGACACACAUAUUUUAGGGCGAGCAGUCUUCAAGAGACCCUUCUGUGAUGAUUUUCUGAAGUUUUGUUUUCAGAACUUUGAUGUUGGCAUAUGGUCGUCAAGGUCCAAGAAACUUAUUGAUAGAGUUGUUGAAUAUUUAUUAGGUGAUCUACAAGAAGGGCUGUUGUUUUGUUGGGAUAUGUUUCAUAGCACUCAAACAGGGUUCAAAACUCUUGAAAACCGUCAUAAACCUUUGGUUUGCAAGGAGCUCAGGAAAAUCUGGGAAAGUGAUGGUCCUAAUUUACGUUGGAAAAAGGGACAAUAUAAUGAAACAAACACAUUAUUGUUGGAUGAUUCUCCGUAUAAGGCAUUACUCAAUCCAUUGCACACCGCAAUAUUCCCCAAUUCAUACAGUUACAUGGAUAAGAGUGACAAUUCCUUAGGCCCAGGAGGCGAUCUUCGGGUCUAUUUGGAAGGAUUGUUGGCAUGUGAAAAUGUGCAGAAAUAUGUCGAGCAACAUCCUUUUGGUCAAAGUGCUAUAAACGAAACUAGUUCGUCUUGGGGAUUCUAUUCACAGGUGGUUCUCCAGACAAAGUCAAUCGAGGUGGAAAAUAGCGCUCCCAGUUUUUUGCCUUCUUUGCCGAUUUUGAGUUAGUAAUUUUCAGUGUUCCGUGAGCUCGUCAAGCCUCAUGCAUUUUCUUUUACUGAUUCUUUUUGGUUCUCUUAGGAAUUCUUUUAAUGGAUCUAGUAUACACAGUUCAGAAAGUUCGAGUUGGUGGUUCUCUUAAUCUAAUGAUAGAAUUAAACAGUUCCAUUAUUUAGGAUCAGCGAAUACUUUUGGACACUUACGCAAGAAGAAUAGAUUUUUUCGACUCUUUUUCGAUUAUUAUCUGCAAUGAUAGUUGUGCUUUAUGUUAACACAAAUUUGGAAAACCUCGUUGAGCAUGGUGCGGAUGAAGUGCGGAUGAAAUGUUGGAAUUCCCUCAUUUGUUUGUUUACAGUUGGGAUAUCCAAAUGAUAGUUCGUUAUGUUGUGUUUAUCUUUCUUAGAUUUUUAUAUGAAGUUUGUCUUGAGAUUUUGAUGAAUUUAUCAAAUUGAUUUCUCCAAAAUAGUGUAUCCUUCAAUUUUCAGUAGUUGAUUGUGGGUAGAAAAACAGUUAACUUCCCCCCACAUUGUAAUUGUAUUCAAUUCUGCAAUGCAUCAUUGGUUUU